This is a messenger RNA of Aspergillus calidoustus, 1305 nucleotides long. The record is from the annotation of a GenBank genome assembly. NCBI's taxonomy places the organism in Eukaryota, Fungi, Ascomycota, Eurotiomycetes, Eurotiales, Aspergillaceae.
AUGAGCAACACAGACUUCCUCGGCCGAGCGAUUGACACGGUCAAGAAGGCCAUUGAGAGCGAUAACGAGGGCGAAUAUGAGAAGGCCUAUCAGCUAUAUUACUCCGCGCUAGAGCUAUUCAUGCUCGCGCUCAAAUGGGAGAAGAACCCCAAGUCAAAAGAAAUGAUUCGCGCAAAGGCCGGCGAGUACAUGGAUCGCGCGGAGAAGCUGAAGAAUCAUCUGGCGCAGCAGGAUAGUCGGAAAAAGCCGAGCGCUGUAGGUGCUAAUGGGAAGGUGUCGCAAGGGAGUGGGAAAGGAGGCAAGGACGACGAGGAGGGCGAGGACGCCGAUUCGAAGAAGCUACGCUCCGCGCUUGCUGGCGCUAUCUUGUCGGAGAAGCCGAAUGUGAAGUGGGAGGAUGUUGCCGGUCUCGAUGGUGCGAAGGAAGCUUUGAAGGAGGCGGUUAUUCUUCCUAUAAAGUUCCCACACUUGUUUACUGGAAGACGACAACCGUGGAAGGGUAUCCUGCUCUAUGGGCCUCCAGGUACCGGAAAGUCCUAUCUCGCCAAAGCCGUCGCGACGGAAGCAAACAGCACAUUCUUCAGUGUCAGCAGCAGUGAUCUGGUCUCGAAGUGGAUGGGUGAGAGUGAAAGACUUGUUAAACAACUAUUCAACAUGGCCCGUGAGAAUAAACCAGCCAUUAUCUUCAUUGAUGAAGUGGAUGCGCUCUGCGGCGCUCGUGGAGAGAACGACUCUGAGGCGUCCCGCCGUAUCAAAACCGAGCUGCUUGUCCAAAUGGACGGAGUGGGCAACGAUUCCAAAGGUGUCCUAAUUCUCGGUGCAACAAAUAUUCCCUGGCAGUUAGAUGCUGCUAUUCGUCGAAGAUUCCAACGGAGAGUUCACAUUUCACUACCUGAUAUAAACGCGCGCUUGAAGAUGUUCAUGCUGGCUGUGGGUUCAACGCCAUGUCUUAUGACACAGGCCGACUACCGAACGUUAGCAGAGAUGAGCGAAGGCUAUUCCGGUAGCGAUAUUAGUAUCGCCGUUCAAGAUGCACUAAUGCAGCCCAUCCGUAAGAUUCAAACAGCAACACACUACAAGAAGGUCACACACGAAGGCCAAGAAAAACUGACCCCGUGCUCGCCCGGCGACAGCGGCGCCCUCGAGAUGAGAUGGGAGGAGGUCGAAGCCGACCAACUUCUAGAACCACCCCUCGUCCUAAAGGACUUCAUCAAGGCCAUCCGCAACUCCCGACCAACCGUCAGUCAAGAAGAUCUGAAGAGGAACACGGAGUGGACCGAGGAGUUCGGUAGUGAGGGAGCGUGA